AUGUAUAUCAACACCAAAAAUUUGGGGAUUGCCCUUCUGGCCCCCAGUCUCGUCGCUGCGAACUCGAUGAAGGCUCUCCUCUCCAAACGGGAUGCCACAACUUACCAGCAAAACGCCAUCUGUACCGCAGAUCAACUUCUCCGCUACUACGGAACAAUCAACACUGGCCUCUUCGGGCAAGACCUCUGGUGGCAAUCCGCAAACUUCAUCUCGGCUCUGGCGACAUUUUUCCAGCUUGACCCAGACUACGGCUCCAUUCACAACAACAUCUUUGCUGCAACCCUCUCCGAAGCCCCUGGGUAUGGCAACUACCAAAACUUCCUCAACGGCUGGUACGACGAUGAAGGUUGGUGGGGAAAUGCAUUCUUGGAUGUCUACGAUUACACAUCCGACCAUGCCUAUCUGAACCAGGCUAUUACAAUCUAUAACGAUAUGGUCGGUGGAUUGGGAACACCAUGUGGUGGUAUUUGGUGGGACAAGGAUCGGUCAUAUGUGGCCGCUAUUUCAAACGGCCUUUACACUGAACUCGCUGCUGGUCUUGCCCACCGCACAGGUAACGGAAAUUACCUCGCCAAUGCAGAGGCAAACUGGAACUGGUUCUUCAGCUCUGGCAUCGUCGGAUCCGACCACAUUGUCAGAGACGGACUCCAGUCCGGCAACAGCUGUUCACUCAACGGCAAUGUUUUCACAUACAACCAAGGAGUGAUUCUCGGCGCAGCAGCAGAGCUCUACAAAGCGACCGGCAACCGGGCCUACCUGGACACAGCAGCAGCUCUUGCUGAUGCCUCCACUGCCAGCGGUUCGUACGUGACCAGCAGCAGCGGCAUCUUGACUGAGAGCUGUGACAAGAGUGGCAGCUGCGAUACGACCGCUGAGAUGUUUAAAGGCGCUUACAUCCGAGGAUUGAGGAAAUUGCAGCUCGUCGACCCGGAAUCCAACUGGUUGAACUAUAUCACUGCCAACGCGCAGAGCAUCUGGAGGAACGACCUCAUCGUGCCGAAUGUUAACGGCAACUGGGAAUGUACUGUUGGCUCUGCUUGGGCUGGUCCUUUCAAUGGCAACCAGGCCAAUGCUGUCACUCAGGGAGCAGCUUUGGAUGCUCUCAACGCCGCUCUUGCAGCAACUCGGUAG
Messenger RNA from Talaromyces marneffei, 1131 nucleotides. RefSeq lists its product as uncharacterized. The transcript is spliced from 3 exons. The record is from RefSeq and is a predicted model, not a curated record. NCBI's taxonomy places the organism in Eukaryota, Fungi, Ascomycota, Eurotiomycetes, Eurotiales, Trichocomaceae. Bases 1 to 1131 code for a protein of 376 amino acids. Gene Ontology annotation, biological process: carbohydrate metabolic process.